Molecule: messenger RNA, 1710 nt
Organism: Mauremys reevesii (Reeves's turtle)
Lineage: Eukaryota; Metazoa; Chordata; Testudines; Geoemydidae
Product: tetraspanin-33-like
Exons: 10
Coding region: 154-1230 (358 amino acids)
Cellular component (GO): membrane
Source: RefSeq, a predicted model, not a curated record
CUCAAGAGCUCCUGGAUGACCCAAUUCAGCAGCAGAAUGAUGAGCCUAAGGAAUGGAGACCAGGAAUAAGUGAAGGUUCCCAGCAAUGGAGAGGCAGCUUGGGCAGAAUCUCUCUUCAAAUGGCUUCUCUUCCUCCUACUCUCAAUAACCUGAAUGGAAGAAUGCUGCCCCACCUCACUGCUGGGCUUCUCCUUGCCUUGGCCUCCUCUUCUUUCAGCGUGUCUGAGGUCUUCAUUUCAGGAGUUUAGUUUGCCUAGUCAGCCUGUCCUACUGCAGCUGCAAGAGAGCUGGAAACAGUCUUCUCCCUUUGUGCCUGUAACACUCCCUAGAGCACAUGACCCAGGCACCAAGAAUCAGCAGAGAAACGGACUCCACAGCUGGGAGAGUGGUCCACUGUUAUCAGAGACUCCGACACGAACCAUGAGAACAAACCAGCUCAUCAAAUACACUUUGUUUGUCUCCUGUUACCUCUUCUGGGUGGCCAGUGGGCUCAUGGUUGCAGUUGGCAUUUAUGCCAAACUCUCUAAAGAAGCAAGUGCUGUGGAUUCGCUCCUCGCUGAUCCCUCACUGAUCCUGCUUACGGUGGGGAUCCUGAUGUUUGGCAUCACCUUUGUGGGGUGUACAGGAGCCUUGCGUGACCUGCCUGUGCUGCUGAAAAUUUUUGCCUGGAUUUUACUGAUCAUUCUCAUUCUCCAGAUCGUGGCUGCUGUCCUGGGAUUUCUCUUCUCCGGCAUGGUGUUGGAGAAAGCAGCAUUUCUGAUGGGGAAAGCUAUCUCCGGUUAUAGGGAUGACCUAGAUUUACAGAACCUUAUUGAUUAUAUACAGAAAAAGUUUGAGUGCUGUGGGGUGCACUCCUACAAGGACUGGUCCCAGAAUAUUUACUUCGAGUGCCAAGACUCCAACCCCAGCCUAGAACGCUGUGCUGUGCCUUUCUCCUGCUGCAUCCAAAAAGAUCAAGAGGCAGCCAUUACUAGUGUUCUCAACAGCAUGUGUGGCUAUGGGACCCAGAACCUGAGAUCAUGGAAAGCAGAGAGUCUGAUAUACAUUGAGGGCUGCUUGGAAAAGAUUGUUGGCUGGGGGCAGAGAAACCUGCUGCUUGUUGCAGGGCUAGCAAUAGGACUGUUUUUCUUGGAGAUUCUUGUGUUUUCCAUGGCCGUGAUGCUCAUUUACCAGAUUGACUUUAUUAUACAGAAACGGAAAAGCACAAGGAGGAGAGGCCCCGAGAAAUAAGUCUGUUGCUCCCAGCAAAAGCCCAGCAUGGUCUCUAUUGCCGCUGGUGCAGUCUAUGAAGAAGGAACAAACUGAGAUCUCAGUCAAAACACUGUGAAUACCCCAGAGGGUGCCAGAGCUCAUGCCCCAGGUGAAUGAACAGACACUGGAAAGCAUUUUCUGUGCACAUGAGGCAGAGGCAACUGCUGCUUGGAAAGGACCCUUGCUGCCUGGUGGGAUCAUCUGAUGGGUCUCUCACUCUCUCCUCCCGCACUGUUUUAUUACCAUGGACAUUUGCACAAAACCAGAUCUUUCUUUUCUGAGAUUCCUAAUGCUUAUUCUCCAUCUGUGGUCAGAGUACUCUGGUUGUUUUAGCGAUCACUUUGGAGGACAGGAUUACAAUUGAAAAGAAACUUGACAAAUUGGAGAAUUGGUCAGAAAUCAACAAGGUGAAAUUCAGUAAAGACAAGUGCAAAGUACUACACUUAGGAAGAAAAAAGU